Messenger RNA from Leptinotarsa decemlineata (Colorado potato beetle), 949 nucleotides. RefSeq lists its product as uncharacterized. NCBI's taxonomy places the organism in Eukaryota, Metazoa, Arthropoda, Insecta, Coleoptera, Chrysomelidae. The record is from RefSeq and is a predicted model, not a curated record.
GUAAACAAUCCCAGCGACUGAAGCCAUAAUAUUUUUUAAUGAAGGACCACGAUUCUGCGUAAAUUAUUUCAUGCAUUAACGCAUUACUAAUUUGUGUGUGGUGUCAGUCAAAUAAUUUAUUAAAUUUUGUGAUUGUGUUCAUGAUACGUUCAUAUUUCGUCAAAUUGUAGUUGCUUUGUUCAUAAAUUCAUCAGACCAAAAUGCCUAGAGGAAAAUUUACCAACCACAAGGGUCGCAAUCGUAGGUUUACGAACCCCGAGGAAUUGGAAGAGGAAAGGAAGAAAGAAGAGCAGAAAAAAAGAUGGAGGCAACAGCAAGGAAUGAGCAGUAGUGAAGAAUCUGAAGACGAAGCUGCUGGAGAUAAAAAGAUCAGUGAAGGAUCCGAAUCGGGCAGCGAAUCUGAGGAAAGCAGCGAGGAUGAAGACGCCAAGGGCAAAGGGGUAUCUAAACUUAUCGAAAUAGAAAACCCAAACAGGGUACAAAAAAAAACGAAGAAACUGGCAACCCUCAACUCGACCGAUCUUGAUGCCAAGCCUACGUUGUCUAGGCGAGAGAGAGAAGAAAUUGAGAAGCAAAAAGCUCAGGCGCAUUACCAAAAAUUGCACGCUGAAGGUAAAACCGAUCAGGCUAGAGCUGACCUUGCCAGGUUAGCAAUCAUCAAGCAACAGAGGGAAGAUGCAAAAAAGAGAAGAGAAGCCGAACAGAAAGAGAAGGACACAGCUGCUAAAGAAAAAACUGCCCAAACUAGGAAAGCCUUAGGCAAAAAAUAGAAAUAGAAGUGAUCGAUUAUAAAAUAUAUAUAUGUAUUAUCACUAAUUGAAGUUCCCCAUAUAUUUGUUCAUAUUUCACCCCAAGAGGUCUUUUUCGAUAGUUUAAACGAAUCUACUGAAGGAAAAAAAAUGUUCAAAUUUCUACUCGUUUUGUAUUAAUAAACUGAUUGAUGCCAGUA